This is a messenger RNA of Ceratina calcarata, 6484 nucleotides long. RefSeq lists its product as uncharacterized. The record is from RefSeq and is a predicted model, not a curated record. The transcript has 16 exons. Gene Ontology annotation, biological process: lipid metabolic process. The coding region runs from base 953 to 5533 and encodes 1526 amino acids. NCBI's taxonomy places the organism in Eukaryota, Metazoa, Arthropoda, Insecta, Hymenoptera, Apidae.
CGUGGCGGCGGGACGCAGAGAGCCAGGGGGCGGCGUUCGAGCCACGACCACGACGGGAGUACGGGAGAAAGAGCAGGCAGGCGCGUAGAUAGGCCAUAGCCAGUUGAGGGAGACGAUUCCGCGAAGAGCCGAGCUUUAUCCGUUUCCUCGCAUGCCCGCGUAGACCGGCCGCAUGUGUGCCUCAGGUUCGAGAGGGUGCACGCUCGUGGAUGUCAACGUGAACCGCGGUCAGAGAGACACUCCUGACGAGGCCGCGAUCGUUCAAGGGUGCGCGAUGAACUCUCACGGGGGUUGCUCGGUGUAGAGGUCCGGGGAAUCGCUCGUUCGCUCGCGAACUGUUCUGUCAGUACCUCUAAGGGCGGUAGGCACGACGGUGGCCUGCUACUCGUGGCGGCCGCGGUGGUAGUGGUGACCGUGGCGGUGGUGGUGGCUUCCUAUCGUGGUGGUGAGUCCCCGUUUGUAGUGGUGGUGCUGUCAGAGUUGUGCUACGCCUCGUUCGACGACGGUGGGCAAGGGAGAGAAGGAAAAGUGGCCCUCGAGGUUACGAGGCCAGAGGAGAAAGUGGGUGUUGCCGGGAGUAUCAACGGGAGGAUCAUCCGGGUCCUCGACGCAUGGAACUCGAGGAACACAGGGGAAUCGGUGUGUAGGAUGCACGUCGGUCGACGAUCCAUGAGUCGACGACGUCUCUUAACCGAGAGCCUGAUCCUUGUCGAUCGCGUGCCUCGCUGGCUGGCUUCGACGUUGAACCGUUAAGGACCAGGAUGGCAGGAUCGAGCCGGGGAGCUCGGCCAGCCUCUGAACGACGCCGCUCGACCAUCGUGAAUCGUCGCGAGGGACGAAGCUGGUCUUCGUUCGAUUAAAAGGAGCUUGAAAACGGGCAAGAAGCGAAAGGAGUAGAGAAAGAGAGAGAGAGAGAGAGAGGAGAAGAGUGGUCGGUCGCCGCGAGGUCGAGAUGAGCGAUCUACAGGCCACUCUCGAGUUCUCCCUCGAGCUCUGCAAGUUCUACAAUGUCGACCUGCAACAGCGUGGGUAUUACCAGAUACGAACCGCCCUCAGAGUCUCGCCUAAACUGCCUGUCAAGGUGGAGGUUAACCACCUGCGGAAUGACGCGUUUGGGAAGCCCGGAACGAGCAAACGUUUUCGCAUCCUUUACAAAAACGAGGAGGUGACACUUGGUACCUCGGUUCUGUUCCGUGCCCACGUGCUCGUGCACAGCCACAAGAUCGAGGAGGUGCUCUCGCGCACCCACUUCAAUCUCGGCGUCGAGCUAUGGUUCAGCGAGCCGACGCAGCCGAUGGACAUGGCCUGUGUCUCCUCUAGGGCGUUCCAGCUGAACUUCGUGCCCACGAAAGGGCUUCACUAUCAUCUGCCGGUACUCUUCGACUACUUUCAUUUCGCCGCUGUCUCAAUGACGAUCCACGCCUGCCUCGUCGCCCUCCAUCAACCGUAUAUCAAGUCGGUAUCAAGGAAGAGCAUACUUCAUUACGUGCAGAGCUGCGCACCGCGGGGAGGUAAACCAUGGUUGCAAUUUAAGCAGUCUGCAGCGAACGGCGACAACAAUGCCCGGUUAGAAAAUGUCGAAACGACGACGAGAUGCGUCGGCUCGACCACGAGGAUACAACACGCGGAACUGGUUCAGCAAGAGGUGAUCAGGUUACUCUUGGCCGCGAGGAGAUCUUUGCUCAACGAUUUGGCCGAUUUGGCGCGGCUGCUUCCCUCUUGCCAGCAGAGAGAGCUCGAGUUCGCCCAGAAUACGCACAAAGAAAUUACCAAGAUGAUGGACACGGAGGAGAUUGAUAUCGCCCAACUCUGCGCACAAAAUAUCGUCCUCUGGCAACAUUUUUUGGAAGCGUUCUCCGGAUGCGAAGCCGUUAAUCAGCAUCUCGCGAGGAUCCAUCAUCAACUGAGGGUGAAACGUUUCGCGGAAGGUUUCUUCGUGCUGGAAAAUCCUAGGACGUCCGCGUGGGGUUGUUACGACGCGAACUAUCAAUCGUAUCAGGCGGUAAGUGAAGCAGCGCGUAGAUCGCGUUACCUCACCACAUUGCCGCCGCUCCCGGUUCACUGUCCGGAACUGGACGGCGAUCUACAUUCACUUCCGCUGAUCUUCGAGGAUCAGUACGUGGAUAUGAAACAGAGGCACAGAAACAGUGUUCCCGGUAUCGAUGAUUGCAGUUGCGGGAUAACGGCGAUCCUGGAGUCUCGGAACAUGGGAAUCUGGUCUCCGAGAAGCGAAGGUGCUGCGCAAGAUAUCGGAUCGAUCCAGGGCCGUCUGACGCUCGUCCCUUCCACGCUCCCGGCCAGGCACAGCAAAUCCCUGGACCAAUUGGGUCCCGACAUAUCCCCGCUGCAGCCGAGGACGUCGCCGAAAACACUACCGCGUUCAGUGUCAACGCAGUUGUUCCCUCGGCAGCGGGGCGCAGCGCGAAACGUGACUCCGCCGGCGACAGUUCCUUCGAGAGGAAGGCAGAGGUUGCAAGCGCCGUCCAGUAACACGCUUUUCCCUCCGACGGGACAGCAAGCGUGUUCCGCGCCGAACCCAUCCCUCGGCUCAACGCCAGUAGUCCCGUUACCGCGUGCCAAGUCUACGCAGAUGUUGGUAGUACCCGGGCAACAGAGUGAUCCGCAGAAUAGCUCGAUUACGUCCCUUUUGGCGACGAUGUUCCCGGAAUCGCCGCCUGGUGUUACGUGGUUGCCUGGUUACAGACCCUCGAACAGGUCUUGCGAGCAGACACUCACUGUGCCCACGUGCAUGGACCAUGGCCAGAUGGACUGCUGGAACGAGAACAAGAGUCCAAACAUUCCCGAAGAGUAUCAUUCUCUCGACACGAGAAGGAUGUGUCUAGACCAACGCGGACAUCGGCUAGCAAUGGCAAAAGCAAUGCGUCAGCCAUUAUGUACCACCAACGAUCAAGCAAAUUUCCUUCCUGGCAAAGUGAGCAUGAACGGUGAAGCUUUCCUCCAGGAUCACCAACAGCCUCUCCAUACGGCGACCCUGGACAGAGUGACAUACCGAGGGAACUCCCGCAAGCAGACUCAUCAAAUAGGUGGCAAGUACAGCCAAACGAACGGGGUAGAAUCCUUAUGUAGAUAUCACACGAUCAGAAAAUCCAGUUCGGGACAGCAGCAGAACCGGGAGAUUUCGGAUUCGAUAAAUGGCGGCGGUCUGCCGAGCAGCCACUCGAUGAUGGUCGAUCCUCUGUAUAAAAGAUCCAACUACUCGAAUACGGACACCGACUCUUUUUUCUAUCGAACGAACGGUACCAGCGGACAGACUCACGGCGAGCCGGAGCGACCGAGGAGACCGAAGAGCACGGAAAGAUUGGUGGACGAUGUGAACCGCAACGAGUACUGCGAAUUGCGAAAAGAGAGGUCAAAAAGGAGAGACGAAAGACUAGCUAAAUCGUCCCGUAACGGCGUGCCGCCGUGCUACGGAGAGGAGAAGCAAAGCAGGAGAAGUCAGAGCAACGAGGAUAAAAUGCAGGAAUUGACGAACGAGAUGUUUUACAAAGUGAUGAUUGCCAUGUCAGAGCCGAAGAAAGAGCACAGAACGGAGAGGAGGAAAGACAGACACGGGAGGAGGCCGCAUUCCGCGCCUGUUCUGGAUAUCGAUCAACCAGCCGAGGAGAAUAGGAAGCACAGUCACAGGAAUAGAAAAACGGCCCCGCCGCCUCCGGCAUAUCAGGACGCCGCGCCGUUGCCGAAAAUUCCUCCGCCUCUGCCACCCAACGAUAUUGAUGUGCAGAACUACGACAGAGCCCUUAUGAACGAUACAUCGGCGACGAAUGGCACGACGGACGUCGUCGGCCUCUCGGCGCCGAACGUGAAAAGACUGAGAUGCGCCAGCGUGCCGGUUGCACAGAACAAAGUCGUUGUGCCGCGGAGCGCGAUCUCUCUACCUUGCAUGCCGAUCCGCGAUAGCAAGGACAGCCUUAGCAACAAUCUUCCCGUGAUCCCGAAUCCGCUUAGUUCGCCGUCCAGUAGACCGAGCAGUCCCGCGACCAGUUCGAGCUCUAGCAACCUGACAUCCGAGUGUUCCGGGUGGGUGAGUAGCGGAGACACGUCCAGCUCGGAACAACGUCGGAACGCGAAGCUGUCGAGUGAACAACUCCGUCAGAAGCUGUCGAAAAUCGUACCAAGGAAGGAGAGGCUACCGGCGCCGACGAAGGAGUGUAUCGAGGAACACUCCUACGAGGAGGUCCGACUUCCGCCUCCGAAGAUGUUCCAGGACGAGCCACCACCGCCGGAGGAGUUCCGCGAUCCGCCUGCCAUCAUCGACAAUCCUCUUUAUCACGUUUACGAAACGAUGAAACCGGUCAGGAGUCCCAAACAGACGAAAACGGCGCCUUGCAGUCCGCAGAAAAACAGGGACAGGGAGAGGGAGAGAGAUCUUCCGUACGGAGUGAGGGACAUCUGUUUCGAUUGUUAUCAGGAGGGUAAAGAGCUGCUGCAGUCGACCCAGGACGACGCUAUCAAUUUCAAGAAGUGCAAGGAGGAGUUCAAGAGGCAGAUGAGCUUCUCCGGGAAAAUCUACAGAGAACGCAAGGAAGCGCAGUUGCGUUUCCAUAAACGUGCCCAUUCGUUCGGAUACGGUGACUUCCCGAUACUGUCGUCGUCGGUAAAAUCUCUAAGAUCGAAUGUGCCUCUUAGCGAUUAUUCGUCCCUGGCCUCGACCAUGCCGUACUUCCACAUCAGCAACGAGAACCGUCUGUUUUCGCCGGAGGGGACCCACCUGAUCAUCUGCGUUCACGGUCUCGACGGGAACCCCGCUGAUCUUCGUUUGGUCAAGACCUACUUGGAACUCAGUCUUCCCGAGUCGAAUUUAGAUUUUUUAAUGUCCAAGAGGAACCAGCGUGACACAGUUUCGGACUUCGACACGAUGACCGAUCGAUUGGUAGCCGAGAUUCUCCAUCACAUCGACAAGUCGGACUUGAUUCCGACCAAAGUCAGUUUUAUCGGACAUUCUUUAGGGACCAUCAUCAUAAGGAGCGCUCUGACACGACCCGAGCUACGACCGCUUCUUCCACGUUUACACACAUUUCUAAGUCUUAGCGGACCGCACUUAGGCACACUGUACAAUACCAGCGGAUUAGUUAAUGCAGGCAUGUGGUUCAUACAAAAGGUGAAGAAAUCCGGGUCGUUGCUGCAACUGGCGAUGAAGGAUGCGCCGGACGUCAGGCGGUCGUUCAUGUUUCGGCUAAGCCAGAAGAGCAAUCUCGAGAAGUUCAAACACGUCCUCCUGUGCGGCAGCGCGCAGGAUCGAUACGUGCCACUCCAUUCCGCUCGUAUAGAGCUCUGCAAAGCCGCCGUACGAGAUUCGACCGAUCAAGGGAAAGCGUACCGCGAAAUGGUUCAUAACAUCCUCUACCCGGUUAUGUCUUCCACGGGGGUGAGUCUGGUCAGGUACGACGUACACCACGCGUUGCCGACAACGGCGAACACACUGAUCGGUCGAGCCGCGCACAUCGCCGUCCUCGAUUCCGAGCUUUUCAUCGAGAAGUUCCUUCUGGUGGCUGGACUGAAGUACUUCAGAUAAGGAACGGACUGCCUAGCGACGUUAAUAGACGCGAUCACAAGAAAUCUAGUCUGAAAAAUGCUAGCGAAAUAACAAUUGGAGAUGCGAUGCAAAAAGAAACCGAGAGCGGAUUCUCGUAACUCUCCGUAACUUCUCCGAUCGCGUUAGAAUUAUUUAAUUAAUUAGCCUGCUCGAUGAUUGCCCCGCUUCUAAAACCGAGUUUCCUCCCUCCUCCUUCGUGAUUGCCGCUCCGUUUCUCUUUCCUCCGAUCCCGUGCGAGUCGAUGUGGAAGCGGGGCAAUUCGACGUUUUUACACGAAUUACACGACGUUCGGACAUCGUUUUUAAACUAAGAACACCCGUCGGAUCAGUUUCUCUCGUUAGGUUCCUAAGUAUCAUUCCAUCGGGGGUGCUGCCGUUGCCUCGCUGCUUACGAGCAGCGAGGCCUGUCACCCCUUCGUCGACGAUUUCAUCGUGAACCAUCGAACGGUAAAUAAAUAACGAAUGGACCUAUGGCUGCGCGAAGAAUAGGCCUAUUUGUAGAUCGUAUUUGCGACUGGCCUUCUCUGAAGAGAGGGAAGACGCGGAAUAGGUCGACCGGGGGUGCGAUAGGGUGGUUUGACGUCGAUUGACGUGUUCAUUGCUAUUCGAAGUGCGUGGAUAGAAGCUUUUAAGGGAAACAGGGGAUAGGGUAAAUAAACUCGCAUCGGGUUUCGAUCAGGAUGACGUUGCAGACGUGUUUUUGUGGUGCCAGGGAUUAAAUACGAAUUGAAACAUUGGGAAUUGAUAGAUAAUGUCUUCGUGGAAACUGGAAUUGAGAUACUUCUUAUUGUGAUAAAUGCGCCGCGUUGGUGUAAUGAUCGCGUGUUCCAUUUACUUUCACCUUACAGCAUCUUCUGAUUUUUAUACUAAUGGUGUAAAGUACCUUAAAUCACUCCCAUCUGAAAUAAAGUCAAACUACCCUCAGCACCGA